Messenger RNA from Syzygium oleosum, 755 nucleotides. Its product is annotated as non-classical arabinogalactan protein 30-like. The coding region runs from base 96 to 641 and encodes 181 amino acids. The transcript has a single exon. Lineage: Eukaryota; Viridiplantae; Streptophyta; Magnoliopsida; Myrtales; Myrtaceae. The record is from RefSeq and is a predicted model, not a curated record.
UAUAAAUCUCUCCAAUUUCCUUGACACUUCACUCAUCUCGGCAACUUCUCUUCUUAAUAUAACACAAACAAGAAACUCCUCUCUAACAAAGAAGGAUGGCUUACACCAAGCUCACCAUCAUGUUGUCCUCCCUCAUCCUCCUCCUACUAGCGUCGAUCUCCUCCGCUUCGGCGACCGACAAGCACGUCCCCAGCAAGACCGUCCCCAAGCCCGUGGAAGUCAUCGUCGAGGGCAUGGUCUACUGCCAGAGCUGCAAGUACUCCGGCACCUGGUCCCUGUCGGAGGCGAAGCCCCUCGGCUCGGCAAAGGUCAGCGUCGUCUGCAAGAACUACAAGAACCGCGUCACCUACUACAAGACCUUCCAGACAGAGGAGAGCGGCUACUUCUAUGCCGAGCUCACUGGCUAUGAGAUGAGCCACCCCAUCCUGGACCACCCGCUCCAUGCUUGCCGCAUCAAGCUCGUCUCGUCGCCCCAGGAGGAAUGCAACCUCUUGUCCAACAUCAACUAUGGGAUGUACGGGGCCCCGCUCCACUACGAGAACAAGACGCUGUACAGGAAGGAGUACAACGCUGUCGUUUACGCCGCAGGGCCGUUGGCUUUCCGCCCCUCAUAUUGCCCUCCGGAAGGGACACACGCUUAAUCGAUUAAUGAGUUGGUUUUUCUCACAAGAGUUCCAUCAUUAGUUCGUCUCUCAUUAUUUCUCUACGACUUUUCAUCAUCACUUUCUUUCGAUUGGCCUUUUACUUAUGGUCAA